AUGAGAAGACAAGGAGACUGGGGCAGCUUUAAAAAUAUUAAAGAAACCCAUCAAACAUGCCUUCCGAGGUUGGUUAUCAAACGCUAUCAUCACCAUUAUCUUUUCCCCAACAACCACCGCAACCUACAAGCCAGCCAGCUACACUUGGUCACGAUGUCUCCCAAUGGACAAGCGUACCUAAUCAAGCCUGAUGCUCCUGAGGGUGUCACCAGAUUCCCACAGGCUCGCCUCCCACCCCUUUCCAACCACUGCACCAUCUACGUCUCCGGCACGGCGUGCUGCCGCCCCGAUGGCACCUGGCCUGGCGUCACUGAGAACUCAGACGGAACGUUCACGGCCGACAUUCGCAAGCAAACGGCGGCGGUCCUCGAGAAUGUCGACAACAUAAUCAAGGGCGCUACAGAUGGCAAGGGCGGCAUUCACAACCUGAUUGACGCUGUCGUGUACAUCCUGGACAUGGAAAGCCAGUACGCUGGCAUGAACGAGGAGUGGAACAAGGUCUUUAAGUCCCGAGAUAGUGCACCGGCUAGGGCCACCAUUGGCGUGAGGGAGCUCCCUGACCCCCGAAUGAUUGUCGAGGUCAAGGCCGUUGCAGUCGUCGAUAUCUAG
Messenger RNA from Penicillium egyptiacum, 609 nucleotides. Lineage: Eukaryota; Fungi; Ascomycota; Eurotiomycetes; Eurotiales; Aspergillaceae. The record is from the annotation of a GenBank genome assembly.